AACAACAAACAGUUGUUGAACAAGCUAACGAGUGGCAGCGCCGGGCAGAAGCAGGAUCAGUGGUCUUGUCCCGGACAGACACUCAAGACACCUGACCGCCCCGGAUAUCUCGAGGAUUUAGCACCGAGGAGUCCGCGCUGUUUGGGCCGGGAACUCACGCUUCGGCUCGGCUCCCCCAGCACCGACGUUAGCCACCGAAACAUGCCCGCUGCCCGGAGUGUGACGCCUGUUUUUCUUCUGACUGCCGUUGGUCGACGGUUGUGAUGCGAACCGAGCCGCAGCGCGACAGACGGAGAGACGAGGGCUCCAGCCGGAAAACACAGCUCCCCGCAAGGGAGAAUGGACUUUGUCGCGGGUAAACAGACGGGCUCAGUCGGGGACGCACGCACGCAACCGUACACGGGCCUGGAUGUCAUUAUUGGGCAACAACUUUAGCAAGCUAGCUAACGUUAGCUCGCUCACAUUCAUGCAAACGAGUCGGGUUCGGUGGAGGGCAGGGAGCUCACUUUGCUAGCGUAAUGGAGGCACCCUGAGAGCGACUUGUUCGUUUCAUUUGUCCACUUUAACACUGUCGACUAUGUGCUGACCAGCCUUCGGUCGGUUCUCUCCGAGUGAUACAGACGUUAUUAAGUGGCGGUUGCCUUGCUGGGCGAUAGUUGAGGAAAGUUUGGCUAAUAUAUAAUUACUGACACAGUUUCUGUUUCGCACAGGUAUCUCAUAUAUUAUUUUUUUUGUAUUGACAUUUGUGUAAAACUGCACUUUAAUUAGCCAAUUUUGUGUCAAGGAUGCACAGAAGUCACGUGUGAAUUGGGGUUUGUGAAAAACUGUUACGUAAAUCACCCCAAGUACAAUAAACCAGUCAAGAUAUAGGUUAGAUAAUCAGAUAGCACUUGGAUAUAACUCGGUGGAUUAAGGACCCGUAAAGGAGCCUAUACACACAUACUGUCAGACAGAGACAGGCUUGUCCGUAUCAGCCAGCACCUAGUUACUGUUUAAUAUAUUUUACAGGCUGUCUGGCACAGUUAAAGGUUGAGUUUCACUGGAAAUGACACCAUGAAUAACGAAGAGCAGCGUCUAGAUUUAUGCAAUGCAAAGACGAGAAGCAACGUGGACGAUGAUCACAACACCACCAACAACACAGAAGGAGUCACCCCUCGGAUCUCUGAACUGAUGACCGAUAGCAACACUGAAAAGCAGAGCAUUGUUCCCACAGAGGCCUCGGACACGUACGUGAUGCCUGAGCUCACCGACAACCUGCAGGCAGCUGAGGAGAAUAACCACCAGGUACAAGACACACUGGAAAUUGAUGAGCUCAAUGGAAAUGGGACGAGCACUGCCCGAAACACCCCUGUUAUAGCUAACGCCACUGACUUCAUCUUCUCUGAUGAGGAGCACAAGGGUGACGUCGGGGUGGAGGAAAUGAAGGAGGAUAAAGACACUGAUGUUGUUGUUGGUGGAAGGCAUGAUGGAGGGGACCCGGACACAGGUGUGGCUCUGAGCCUGGACAAGAGUGCGGAGUUGGAGGCUGAUUCGCCAAGUGCCACCUCGUUGUUAGACAAUGAUUUAGAGUCGGAGUCCCCGUCUCAGGAUGUCCCGGCUGGCAGCACAGCAGAAAGCCUGUCCAAUGAAAGCCAGCCGAGCAGCACAGAGUCCCCUGCCCCGGACCGGGUUGGACUGUUCCCCUCUGUGGAAGAGGCGGAUGAUAAACACCAACCAAGUGGCAAAAGGGUGACGUUUCCGUCAGAUGAGGACAUUGUCUCUGGAGCAGUGGAGCCCAAGGACCCCUGGAGACAUGCUCAGAAUGUGACUGUGGAGGAGAUCAUUUCUUCCUACAAGCAGACCUGUCAGAAACUCAACUGUAAACCUGUACCCAAAGUGCUCAAACAGAUACAGGAAUUGAAAGACCUGACACAGCGGAACGAAUGCUUAGAUCUCAAAGGUGAGAAGCUGGACUAUAAAGCUUGUGAGUCUCUGGAGGAGAUUUUGAAGAGGGUCCAGUUUAAAGUGAUAGACCUGGAGCAGACCAACCUGGAUGAAGACGGUGCGUCAGCUCUGUUUGACAUGAUCGAGUAUUAUGAGUCCGCCACACAUCUCAACAUCUCCUUUAACAAGCACAUUGGCACGCGGGGAUGGCAGGCAGCAGCUCACAUGAUGCGAAAGACGAGCUCUCUGCAGUAUCUCGAUGCACAUAACACGCCCCUGCUGGAUCACUCGGCUCCCUUUGUGGCACGAGCGCUCAGGAUCAGUGGCAGCUUGGCAGUCCUCCACCUGGAGAAUGCAGGAAUAUCUGGCAGACCGCUCAUGUUACUGGCCACGGCUCUGAAGAUGAACAUGAAUCUGCGGGAGUUGUACCUCGCAGACAACAAGCUCAAUGGCCUCCAGGAUUCAGCCCAACUUGGCAACCUGCUCAAGUUCAACUAUAACAUCCAGAUCCUGGAUCUGCGUAACAACAACAUCCUAGACUCUGGUCUGGCCUACGUGUGUGAGGGACUGAAAGAACAGAGGAAAGGCCUUGUCACUUUGGUGCUAUGGAACAAUCAGCUCACACACAACGGCAUGGGCUACCUAGCUGCUGCACUGCCAUGCACUCAGAGUCUGGAGACUCUGAACCUUGGCCAUAACUCGGUGGGUAAUGAAGGGGUCCACAAGCUUAAAGACGGACUGAUUGCCAAUCGCUCUGUGCUCAGACUGGGCCUUGCUUCCACCAAACUGUCCUGCGAAGGAGCGGUGGCGGUGGCUGAAUUCAUCGCUGAGAGCCCCAGACUGCUUCGCCUGGACCUUCGGGAGAAUGAGAUCAAGACGGGUGGACUGAUGGCCCUGUCGCUCGCCCUGAAGGUCAACACCUCUCUGCUGCGUCUCGAUCUUGACCGGGAGCCCAAGAGAGAAACUGUAAAGAGUUUCAUUGAGACCCAGCGGGCGCUGCUGGCUGAGAUCCAGAAUGGUUGUAAGAGGAACUUCAUCCUGGCCAAAGAGAAGGAGGAAACCGAGCAGAUGAUGAGACAGUCCGCAUCCAUGGCUGAAAUCGCAACAGAGGAUGGAACCAGAGAAGAAGAGGAGGAGGAAGCACCAGCAUCAGAGGAGAAAGACGACAAGGACGACAAGGACGGGAAAGAAGGAGAAAUAGUCGAGGUGAUUGAAACAACAGUAAAAGAAGAACAGGCAAGCAUCCAAGCUGGAGCGAGCUCUGAGACAAACGUGGAGUCUGAUUCAGACACUGAGGAGGAAGAGGAGGUGAUAACAAAGUCCUGCUCCACAAACACAAACCAGGCUGCUCCUCAAACCCAGCAGGAGGCUGUACAGCCCCCCCUCAGUGCCUCUGGGACUUCCUCGUCCCCGUCUGAUCCACCUGCAGGAGGGCCAUGUAUCAUUCCGGGCAUAACCAUCACAGAAUCCCCAGCUGCCCCUGGCACUCCUCCAUCUCCCGGUCGCAGUAUAUCAGUCUCAAGCCCGGGGCGAGGUCGUAAGAUCUUCACGGUUACCCGGGUGGAAAGCCCCCCCGACCAGCAGCAGCAGCAGUUACAGCUCCAGAGAGCUGCACUGGCAACUCUCAGCCAAACUAAAGAGCCAUCAAAGAAGCCCAUGACACCUCCUGCCUCUCAAACACCCACAGAAACACAGCAGACACAGGAGGAGGUGAAGGAGCACUCACCUGCACCAGCACUGUCAACAGACUGUAACGUGAAGGAGCAGAGCUCUAUAGCACACUCGGAGUCCACACUAAAUACUCCACUGACCCACACAGAGACGCAGUCGACAAGUCCACCCACAGAAAAUGUAACAGCUAGUACUUUAGAUCCCAAAGUCACAGAUCCAAACAUACAAGCACCGGCCCUGCCCUCCGACUCCUCACCAGCACAGGCUGGAGCAGUUGAGCUCACUGAGGACGUUAUACAGAGCACGCAAAGCCCCCAACCUGAAAACACUUCUGUAGAAGGAGAGGAGGAGAAGGUAGAAGAUGGCAGAGAACUGGUGUCCCCUGAUAGCGCAGGGGAAGAGUGUAAACAGUCAGAUGAACCAAGUCAAACCCAUGAUAGUGUUCCUGCAGUAGACACACAACCUCCAAAACCUGCACUUGAACAGCUACAGAAUGAGUUAGCAUCUGGAUCAAAGGAGAACCAGUCACCACACCAAACGGAGGAAGAGGAGGAGAAACAAGAAGCAUCGGCCAGCCUGUCAGAAAUUGAAAAUCCCACAUCAACAGAGGAAGAGGACAACCAGCAAAACCAAGAGGAACCAAGUCCAAAGCAGCAAACAGAGGCAGAUGAACAGAGCGUUAAGCCUGUUCUCUCCGUCCUGACUGAUCAACAGGCUCCUGAGGCCUCUCAGAGUGAUACACAAGAGACAGAUCUUCAAGCAGAAGAAUCCUCAGAGAGUCCAGAAUCUGCCACGACUGGCUCCGUCUCCCCAGUGAAAGUGGAGGAUUCAGCCGAUGAGAGCUCUGCAGACGAGUGUUUCGCCGAAGCUCUGGACGGAGAGGAGGUGAAUUCAGCUCUACCCAAUGGCCUGAAGCCAGAGUUCUCCCUCCAUCUUCUCGACCCCGAGAGCCCCAAACCUGGCAGCUGUGUGAUGGAGCACGUGAGUGUGAGCUGUGCACAGGACCUGGAGGAGCUGCUGCUAGAGGCCAGUUUGGAUACAGGAAGAGACGCACCAUGAGUUUGUGAGGACCGCGAGGACAUGAGAGCCCUCAGUCUGUCUGGCUCUACUGCGUGACUGAUAAACCUCUGAUGUUUCUGUCGUUUCUCUGACUUUACCACGAACAUCCCCUUUCCAUAAAGGACAGACGAAAACUCAAGCAACUUCUGGAAAAUACACAAAGGACAAAAAUCGAACUGUGGAGCUCGGCUGUGACAAAUAAGGAAUCCUCUACAU
Pleuronectes platessa (European plaice) is the source of this 4869-nucleotide messenger RNA. RefSeq names its product protein phosphatase 1, regulatory subunit 37 (gene ppp1r37). The transcript is spliced from 13 exons. The record is from RefSeq and is a predicted model, not a curated record. Gene Ontology annotation, molecular function: protein binding. Lineage: Eukaryota; Metazoa; Chordata; Actinopteri; Pleuronectiformes; Pleuronectidae. The coding region runs from base 1054 to 4653 and encodes 1199 amino acids.